GAUUUCUCUUGCAUUGUUUUCCUUCAGCAUAGUUAUAGAGUUUCGCGCUGUUUUUGCCUUGUGAACACGUUGUGCGUUGUUGAGAUCAAUGCGUUUUAGCCGCUGAUUGCUCGGAUGACUUUCAGUGAACCGUGCUAAAAGGACCUCGAGUACGAAGCCGCUCUGUGCUAAAAGAAAUGUCAUACGGCCGUGCCCGCGAACGUUCGUAAGUGCGUUUCACCGCAGCUCAGCUACAGUGAGCCACAACAACGAAUAAUGUCUGGAGCCAACAGCUUCAACGUUGUGGAAGACGUAUCCGCGUCUGACCAGGAUCUGAGAGUACUGCGUGCAAGCUUCGAUAAUGCGGUCGACGCAGAAGCGUGGAUGAAGAAGUACAGUGCCGAGUCGCGCACGUCUUGGAUACUCAGCAGUGCUCUUCGCGGUGGCACCAGAAUGGUGUACCACAAGAGGUGGGUCUGUCAUCUCAGCCAUCGAAACAAAAGUCGCCCCACCUCCCUCGAGAAACCAGCCUGCCCCGCGCAGCUGAGCAUCAAGAUAAAGAAAGUGAACCGAAACACCAAAAGGAAUGACACGUUCCUCCGCUUAGAUCCUCCUCUUCCGGCCGUCAUCAGACUCAUCUCCCAGCACAAUCACAGGAUCGAGUGUGCCGACGCACCAAUGUCAACGCGUCCGACACCAGAGACCAGGCUCAAGUUUGAAGGCUACUUUGAAUUGGGCAUGAAUCCGUCUGAAGCCAAGCGGCACAACGAGCGGCUUCUUCUUGCGGGAGGGAACGGCAGCCCUACCGGACCGGCGAAUCCCAAGCUCUCUUGCUUGUACACCUGGUACAGGGAAUGGCGGAUAGACAAGUAUGGAUCACCGGAGAAUCCUUUGUCAAAGUUGACGGAGAAAGCCACCGCCUAUGCAACUAGCGGGGCUGACAUAAAAUUGACUGGCACCGAUGAUUCCUGGGCUGUUCUUUUAGUGACACCAAUCAUGCAUCGUGCUCAGCAGAUUAAAUCCUCCGGCGACUUGAUCUUUGUGGACACCGUGUCGUCGUGUGAUGCAACGAAAAGCAUGGUUACUCUUUUUUUGACGGCCACAAAAGCUGGGGCCGUGCCAAUCGCUGCGUUCAUUCACAAACAACAAGACACUGAAGGAUACCAAAAGGCCUUUGACUUGCUGAGGACUGACUAUCCAUUGUGCUUUGGGAAUCGGCAGCAUCCUGCAGCCUUCAUAACCGAUUCUUCGAUGCCGCUCAAGACAGCUCUUCUUCGAAUCUGGCCAGGAGCCAGGCACCUGCUGUGCCACGUCCGCAUCCUGCAGGCAGAGUGGCGCAGGCUCACCAGCAGCGGAGGAGCACUUGAUGUGCCUAAACAAGAACACUGCCAGCUUUUUUCUUCAUUUCGAAAGGUCCUAAAUGCUAAGUCGCACGAAGAACUCGCACGAGCCAAGGAAGAGCUCUGUCGAAGCAACCACAAGGUCUACAUGGAGCAGGCUGGAGCCUUCUUCGCACGUGAGAGGGAGUGGUCACUUCCAAGUCGUGUCAGUCUCACUGCACAGAACUGGGACGUGGCUGCCUAUUCCGAAGUCUCUGUACGGAUCCUCAGGGAUUUUCUUCUGAGCAAAAUGCAACUAUAUAAUGCAGUGGCAUUACUGGACUUUAUUGCCAGCGAGUGCGAGGCUUACUUGAAAGCGAGAAUUCUGCAGCACAGCCGCCCCGUAUCCUACGCAGACUACCAGUGGGGGGGCUCUUGUACGACUAGCCUCGAAAGACUUCUUAGCAGGACGCCGGGUGCUUCCCUGGGCAGCUCGGUCAUUCUGAGGGAAGGCGAAAACGCAUUCUCUUUCAGGAAUGCCCACAACCGCAGAGAAUGUGCGAUUCAGUAUGACCUGGGCCUCUGCAGCUGCUGGCCAGGCAGCCAGGGUGCCUUUUGCAAGCACCAAGCAUUCAUUGUGCACGAGUUUAAGCUGCCUUUUCCUUGCACGCCAGAGCUGACGACUGCGGAGUGUGAGGAACUUGUGACACUUGCAAUUGGCAGAAGAUCUCUGUCCCCAACCGCCUCGCCAAACCAUCAAACAUGCAAUUUGGACUCCGCAUCGAAUGGCGGAGAAGAGGAUAUUUGGGCGUUGCUUGACCACGAUUACAUCAAGGAGGCCUCUGGAGAUGCUGGAGAUUCCAACACGGAGCUGCCUAGACUGGAUAUACUGGAGUCCGCCUGCGUGGAGAUCUCACAGGACGAAGCGCUAGUCACUGAGGAACAAAGUUACCAGGCUCUAGUCUCAUCGCUGAGGCAAGUCCACGAGCUGGCCAAGGACGUUCCUGGCUACGUGGGCCUUGUGGACAGAAUUGUCACGGAAGUGAAAGACCUGACCACUAGCCAUGCAGCAUAUGGUUUCUUGUUGCGACUAGACGCAUCAGCCACUGCAGAAAGGCGCCGGGUGUUAGCGCCACCAAUCAAGCGUCCCAGAAAGCGGCUUCGCAUUCCAGUGCGUAGCAAGACAUCCACACCUUCAAUUGAACCGCUCUAGUUACGAACUUUGCUAUCAAACCAUUCAUCGACGUGCCUGUCUCAUAACUUACAUCUGGUGGACCAUAUUUGCUUUGACGGGUUGUGCAAUUGCCGUGUUUGAUUUGAAUUUCUUCAUGCUGGCAACUGUUAAAACCCUUCAUUGAGAGAAUGUCAUGGAAGUUCUUGAUUUGUAUCUGUGUGUUGUAGAAAGCUCGACUUUCUGUGAGAUAAAGGAAUUAUUUAAGAAGGAAA
This is a messenger RNA of Rhipicephalus sanguineus (brown dog tick), 2744 nucleotides long. RefSeq lists its product as uncharacterized. The transcript has 6 exons. NCBI's taxonomy places the organism in Eukaryota, Metazoa, Arthropoda, Arachnida, Ixodida, Ixodidae. Bases 256 to 2511 code for a protein of 751 amino acids. The record is from RefSeq and is a predicted model, not a curated record.